AUGAGCCCGAGUUUGUGCAUUCGUGUCACUUUGCAAUUGUGGUACACCACCCUCGACGCAUUUUCUCCGCACAUCUCGCUGUCACCACCCCAAUUAUGCAAGGACGAAACCAGCAUGCUGCUCAGUCGUCCUCAUCCGCAAGUCCUAUCCACGGAGCAGGCCGCGCGCCUUCCUUCCUCCAUUACUGUGGCGAGUUUCGACCGAUCCUGGUCGACGGAGAAAACCACGUAUCUUCUUCACUUUCGCGAGUUUCAAUCAAUCCUCAUCGACGAUACACAACGAGCUCACUUUCACGAGCCUUAA
Penicillium hordei is the source of this 303-nucleotide messenger RNA. RefSeq lists its product as uncharacterized. NCBI's taxonomy places the organism in Eukaryota, Fungi, Ascomycota, Eurotiomycetes, Eurotiales, Aspergillaceae. The transcript has a single exon. The record is from RefSeq and is a predicted model, not a curated record. The coding region runs from base 1 to 303 and encodes 100 amino acids.